Molecule: messenger RNA, 4214 nt
Organism: Gasterosteus aculeatus aculeatus (three-spined stickleback)
Lineage: Eukaryota; Metazoa; Chordata; Actinopteri; Perciformes; Gasterosteidae
Source: RefSeq, a predicted model, not a curated record
UGUUAUGGCGACCACCGGCAACAUCAUCGCUUCAGUCUGGAGACUUUCAGUGCAAGCAUUCGGGUAAAACGCUUUCCAUUGCGACAGAAAGUACCCAGAUCCAGUCAACCAUCGAUAGUUAGAUAUAUGCACGUUCCCCGUUUUUUAUACCGGGGACAUUUUAAUUAUAUUUCCCCGCUUCGCUCCAGACGCGUCGGUGUUCAUUCACAGCUUGAGUCGGGGUCUUAAGCUUUGUCAAGAAGUGACGUUAACGGGACGUGUCAGCCGCCGCUUCACACACCAGCCCCCAACAAACUAUCGGCAUAUUGCCCCCCCCGAGAAAGCAAAAGAAGUGCUGUAAAGAGAGGCAGCUAUUUCACAUGUCUGUGCAAUUCUGACUAUGAUGCUCUUGGUCGCGCUGGGCAUCAUUUCUUCGUUUGCUGUGGUCGCCGCUGAGGAGGCCGAGAUCAUCGACCACGGAGCACCGGCACCGCCGCUUAACCGCAGCAGGAUCUCCCUGCCGCCAGAGCACGUUCCCUACUUCCUCUACAACAACAAGAGGGUCGCCAAGCAGUGCCGCCUGGACCCGCUCUGCCCUUUUAAAGAUGCACUGCGGGAUCUGUCCGCCUGUUGGGGCUACGAGAAGAACUGUGAUCCCGGGAAGCGCUUUAGCUAUCCAGCCUGUACCACAGCUGACCCUGCAUGGGUCCGUUCUCUGGAGGCAGCCCAGGAGCUUUUCUGGAAGCAGGCUGAUUUUGGCUACGUCAAGGAGCGCCGCUCCGAGCUCAAAACGCUGUGCAAGGCCAGCAAGCCAGGGGACUCAUCGUUGCGAUGUAGUAGCCACACUCGCUUCUGUAAGGCGACUAACCUUUACCUGGACCUCCGAAAGCCUCGCAGAAGUCACGAGAGAUACAAGGAGGACUUCAUUCAGACGGGCGAGAUUGGUGGUUGUUGCAAACUGAACAAGCGAUCACUUGCUGCCGGGGGAAAGCACAAGAGCCCCUUACAGUCUUGGUAUGCUGAGCUGCAGACGUACACAGAGCUGGACUUUCAUCCCAUACAGGAUGGACACUGUGAUGUUGUCAUUGAAAAGCCCUCCGUUUUCAUGAAACUGGAUGCUGGGGUGAACAUGUACCACCAUUUCUGUGACUUUGUCAACCUCUACAUCUCCCAGCACAUAAACAACUCCUUCAGCUCCGAUAUCAACAUCAUCAUGUGGGACACGAGUGUUUAUGGUUAUGGGGAUCUGUUCAGUGAAACGUGGAGGGCCUUCUCAGAAGAUGACAUCAUCCACUUGAAGACCUAUGACAUGAAAAGAGUGUGUUUUAAAGAUGCCUUCUUCUCCCUCCUUCCAAGAAUGAGAUACGGCCUCUUUUACAAUACGCCUCUUGUGUCCGACUGCUACAGUGAAGGGAUGUUUAGGGCCUUCUCCCAGCAUGUCCUGCAUCGACUGAACGUCCCGCGAGAGCGGCCUAAGGAGGGGCGUGUUCGUGUCACCCUGCUGGCACGCAGCACAGAAUACAGAAGGAUAUUAAACCAAGUGGAGCUGGUAAAUGCCCUCAAGACUGUUCCUUUACUGGAGGUCAACGUGGUGGACUACAAAUACAAGGAUGUUCCCUUUCUGGCGCAGCUGAGGAUCACAAGUAACUCUGACAUCUUUAUCGGGAUGCAUGGGGCGGGUCUCACGCACCUCCUCUUCCUCCCCGACUGGGCAGUGGUCUUUGAGCUAUAUAAUUGUCAGGAUGAGAGCUGCUAUCGAGAUUUGGCUCGACUUCGGGGCAUUCGAUACGUGACUUGGCAGAAAAUGGACAAAGUGCACCCACAGGACACGGGUCACCACCCAACCCUCGGGGACCAUCCAAAGUUCACCAACUACUCCUUUGAUGUGGGGGAGUUCAUGCGCCUCGUGCUGGAGGCAGCGGCUUACGUCACACACCAUCCCAAACGGCAGCGCCGUGGCCUCCGUGAUGAACUCUAGAGUCGCUGUGAGUGUAGGACGCAGACGUCCGCCCACCGAAGAACCGGGAACACGAACCUGCCGUUCUUCCGGAUCCGAAGACCUCUUCCCGUUGAGUCAUUUUAAAUGUUUUUUUUUUUUUUUUCAAAGUGACCUCUUCCGACAGUGGUUCUGGUAGUUUGUCACCUCAUUUUUGCGCUGCUCUGGUAGGUCUGGUUGGGUGAAAGUACGAAUGGCGGAGGACUCUGGGUUGGACAGCCUCCACCAGCUCUUAUUAGUGUCACAUCAGUUAAAAGACGAGGCGUGUGCAGUCACAGCAUCUGGAGAGCGAUAAGACGUGUCCUAUGUUUCCUCAUUACCGCUGCUGCGUCUACUUCAUUCCACGCCGACAAAGUUAGCUAAUGAACAGCUGUUACUGCGUCCCUUCACACGCGACAUCUUGUCACAUUUCAUCAGUGUCACCUUGAUGCCAGCCCCUCAGAGCUAUUGACAAUCCCACCAAAGUUUCUGAGCAUAUAUCCAGCAUUACUCCAGUCUAAUGUGACGAGCAGUAUUCACACGCAGGAUUCAUGCAGCAACAGCUUUUUUUGCAUUUAGUUUGACAUUUGAAUUGAAGUUCUUGAAGUAUCUCUAAUGGUGAUAGACAGGAUUGUGUCUUUCUUUAUAGUUAACAUGUUCUCCUUCGAAAAUCGUUACAUUCGUUAUUUAAACGUGUAUGUUUGUUGGUUUGAUACAUUGUCAGUAUUGGUAAAAUGACCAGGGUGCUGCUGGUGACAUUACCUUUUUUAGACCUGUGAAUGUUAGAUUUUAUAUUUUAGGUCAAUUUGACUGAAGUGGAAAUAAGCACAAUCGGCAUGCGGUCUGAUGCAAUGCACAGGAGUAUUUUAAGCGAACUGCUUUCGUGUUACCUGCCCUCUCUGAGUGUGAUGUUUUAUUUAUCAAUAAACCCUCUUUGGUCAGGUCAUAGCUUGACUCGUAGGCAAUUUCAUAUUCAGAAGCUGUGAAAUAUCAUAAAAUAAAUUAUGCUUAAAAAUGCUGCAGAAUGUCUUCUUUUCUGUGCUGGCCAUAUUUGGCAUCAGAAAUGUAAUCCAUCUAAAUUUAGUCAAUCAUCUUUCGAACUCUGACCUUGGAGGGGAAAAACUGGAGGCCGUUUCUUGGUGACACCAGACAGCUCUUUGCUGUGCGCUUCAUUAUUUCAGUGAGUUUAGGUCAGAGGAGGGACAGGCUCCCCGCAAAAGGGCACUUGUCCAGUUUUUACUGUCACCAUAAUAAAUCUGAAUGACCUCAAAAACGACUCUGCCGAAAAGUGACUCAUUGGCGCCACAGGGGGGCAGUACAACAUCACAUAUGAGUCCUGCGCCGAAUGCUCGUCCCUGACAGACUUGUUCCAAACAGUGUUGAGGGUGAGAACAAUCCAUUCCCAAAACCCAUCCAGCGGGUCAUGAGAAGUCGCUGUUUGUUUAAGUGUUUGCUCCAAUAUCGCAGGUUUGAUGUCAGCCGCCGCGCUUCGGUCCACUUUAUUGGGGGUAUUGACAGACACCGGGCCUGUCUGGGAUGCACACUAUUUAUGGCCGUGCUCGGGUUUCUGCCUGUGGCCUCGUAAAGGAAUGAAGAAUAUCUAUGCGGGAGGAUGGGUGUGGGGAUCAGCAGAGGAACCAAGAUGUCUAUUCUCAUUAACCUCCAUGGCGGCCUUUUUUUUCUUCUUCACAUCGCAAAGCCUUCCUGUAUCCAAAGUGGAGCACUUGGAGUGGAAGAGAUGACGUGAGAAACCCAUCGGGUCACCUAACCCACCUUUCAAUUUCAAGUGGAAAGCGUGAAGAAGAAAGCUUAGGUUCAAUGCCAUCUCCUCUGUGUGGUCCCAGCAAUUCGUCGGCGUGGCAGACGGGCGCCUCUGUGAACCGGCGCCCGUUGACGCGUCAGGACAGAAGAGCUGAUUGUAAGAAAGGGCCGAGGUGUAAUCACCGCGGUGGAAGCUGUGAGUAAAGUCAUUAUCGCGUUUGAGCUGUAAUUCACACUUUGGAAUUAGGAGUUGUUUUAGCGUGUUGUGAUUUCAUAAUGUGAUAUAUCUCACUACAGCUGCUUGGUUUGACUGUUUGUGCCCUAUUUUAGGUUUGUUUGACAUCUUCACUGCCCCUGCAGUGCUAUUCUGAAUAUUCUGCUCAGUGCACACCAACAUGUGUUGGCUGUAUUUCUUUAAUUAUAGCGCAAAGGUCAUUAUUCUUUGCGUUUUACAAUGUGACCAUUGGCAUAAUUUAAAUAAACUCAAAAGAAAAACGUG